Artibeus jamaicensis (Jamaican fruit-eating bat) is the source of this 1000-nucleotide messenger RNA. It is a transcript of the gene NTMT2, whose product is annotated as N-terminal Xaa-Pro-Lys N-methyltransferase 2. Gene Ontology annotation, biological process: N-terminal protein amino acid methylation. Gene Ontology annotation, molecular function: N-terminal protein N-methyltransferase activity. The transcript has 4 exons. Gene Ontology annotation, cellular component: cytoplasm. Bases 9 to 956 code for a protein of 315 amino acids. The record is from RefSeq and is a predicted model, not a curated record. NCBI's taxonomy places the organism in Eukaryota, Metazoa, Chordata, Mammalia, Chiroptera, Phyllostomidae.
GGUUUAAAAUGACAGUCUCAAGUUCAUGUGGGAAGAGAAAGCUAAUUCAAAGAAGCAGCCAGGCAAGCUUCCUUUCUCUUGGAAUAAUAUUAUCCCCCUUCCCCAUGGCCCACCUGGGAGCCCAUUUUGCCUUUAGAUCCCGCUGGCAGAAGACGGACGAUGAACUCUGUCGACAUAGCAUGUCCUUUAUCCUUCACAAAGCCAUUCGCGAUGACUUCUUUCAGAGCUAUCUCUACCUGCUGGAAAAAAUCCCCCUGGUGAAAUUGUAUGCAUUAACAAGUCAAGUCAUCAAUGGUGAGAUGCAGUUCUACGCCAGAGCUAAACUUUUCUACCGAGAGGUUCCAGCUACAGAAGAGGGGAUGAUGGGAAAUUUCAUUGAACUGUCCAACCCAGAUAUCCAGGCCUCUCAGGAAUUUCUUAGGAAAUUCGUUGGGGGGCCCGGGAGAGCUGGGACGGACUGCGCCCUGGACUGCGGCUCUGGGAUAGGCAGGGUCAGCAAGCAUGUCUUGUUGCCGGUUUUCAACAGCGUGGAGCUGGUGGACAUGAUGGAAUCUUUCCUCCUCGAAGCCCAGAACUACCUGCGGGUCCACGGGGACAAGGUGGAAAACUACCACUGCUGCAGCCUGCAGGAAUUCACACCCCCGCCGGGGAGAUACGAUGUCAUCUGGAUUCAGUGGGUCUCUGGGUACCUGACUGAUAAGGACCUUGUUGCGUUUCUCUCCCGGUGCCGAGAGGGCCUGAAAGAGCACGGCGUCGUCGUACUGAAGGACAACGUGGCUCGGGAGGGCUGCGUGCUAGACGUCUCGGACAGCAGCGUGACCCGGGACACGCACAUCCUCUGCAGCCUGAUUCGGGAGAGCGGGCUGGUGGUGCUGGGCCAGGAGAAGCAGGAUGGCUUUCCGGAGCAGUGCGUGCCCGUGUGGAUGUUCGCACUGCGCGGCGACACGUGCCGCUGACCAGCGGUGGAGGCGGGGGCUAAAGUGCACAGUGAUGCUCUGGG